GUGUUAGUGAAGUGCUCUGGACCGGCAGUGAAUGUCACUUUACCGAGGCCACUUGACUACGAUUACCUGACAAAGAAGAACUUAAUUUCAGUGGUUAUCUCGUUAUUGCAUACUGUUCGACCCGUUUCUAUUUGAAUACUUGUAAACACUAUGGAACCUAACAAUUCUCAAGGGAAUGAGACAAGAUCGGAACAAUCAGGCGAUAAAGAUUCAGACAGCGAAUCAAAAUAUCUUCAAGAGAGAAUAAAAAAAGUUGAAGUAAAACCACCCUCGUCGCCGACGAGUCUUUUGGCCCGAAAUGCUGUACUCUUACCUAGUGGAGUCGCCAAGGUGAAGCAACUGGAAGUCAAUGAAAAUCUUGCACCUUCAACAAGCAUCUCCACAGGUUCAGCGACAGAUGCCCCGGUGUUGUGGGGCACCAGCUAUUUCAGCAAUGGACGAGGAUGGCCGCGGCCUCCGGGUCCAAGAUGGAAAUCCAAGAAACAAGACUGCACUAGCGCCAGGACAUAGUCUAAUGGAUUGGAUUAGGCUUGGUUCUUCUGGAGUUGACCUUACUGGAGUUGGUGGUGUUCCCCGAAUAGUAACUACAGCUGAACUAGCCAAGCACGAUAAGAGAACGGAUGCUUGGAUUGCAAUUCGAGGAAUUGUUUAUAACGUUACAAGAUAUAUGGAUUUUCAUCCAGGUGGUAUUCCUGAACUGAUGAAAGGUGUAGGAAAGGACGCGACUAAACUAUUUGAAAACGUACACGCCUGGGUAAAUUAUCAAAGCAUAUUACAAAAGUGUGUUGUGGGUAGAUUAAGUAAAUUGUCGAGCGGAAGCACUGAGAAAAAUUUAAAUAGCAAAUCGGUUGGCACGUCCAACACGUCUUCUGGUCUUCUAUCGAGUUGUACCAAAAAAAAUGAGGAGAGUCCAGCGAAGAAUUCAUCAAUUGUGAAAAUGGAUUGGCAGCAAACGAGUCAAUCGAUUACUUUUUCUUACCAUAUUGCUACAGGAUAUCACGCCGUUGGAUAUCAAUUGACACGAUUAAGCGAGAGGAAAUUUCGUUUGAUUCUUUCAUUUGAUAAAGAUAUUGUAACGCACGAGUUGGAAUUGAAUGAAGAUGUUAAUUGGCCUCCAAGAUGGUCACGGAAUUUUGAAACAAUGGAUGUUGAUUUUACUUUUACAAAAAAGAAAGGAGCUACAUGGAAAACGUAUGGAUCCUGUAUAUUACUAAGCGAACCAAAGACUAAACAGCGUAGUUACAAGGAUUAUGAGGUGAUCAGUAAUACAUCUUUGUGCGAAAAUGUAAAUCUUUUAGUACUUAGAGCCAAUGAUUAUUUGGAAUUGGUACCCGUUGGUCAUCACGUUGAAGCCAAAAUGCUAGUAAUGGGAAUGGAAGUCUCAAGGAGGUACACACCAGUACCGCCGUGCCUUCAUCCAGAGGACAUGGCACCUGGCUAUGAAAGUGAUUCUUUGUGUUUGAUUGUUAAACGUUAUCCCGAUGGUGCCCUUAGUCCGUCCAUUACGUCCUUAAAGAAGAGUCAAACCCUGACACUAAGCCACGCACUUGGAACAUUCGUUGUUGAGAAUUUCGAUGAAUUUUCAACCAUUCAUAUGCUGGCUGCUGGUACAGGGCUAACAGCUAUGUUGAGCAUAAUUCAACGUGCUCUAGGUCGACGUAACGUCACGAGGAUGAACCUGGUAUGCUUCAACAGAAACCAAGCAAAUAUUUUCUAUUCCAAACAAUUGAAACGUGUGAGUAACACUUCUAGAUUAAAGGUGACUCAUGUUCUUUCGCAACCGGAUGAGUCCUGGGCCGGCAGACGUGGUACAGUAUCACAUGAAUUGCUCAAAGACCUCAUUGGUGAGUUAUCCAGCCAGGGAUGUGUUUUCAUUUGUGGUCCAGAACCUUUUCUAAAAGCCACAAGGGAAGAGUUACAAAAACUCGGCUGGAAAAAAUCGCAAAUUCAUGAAUUUGACGAUUAAUGACGAAAUGUCCUACAGAUGGUAAUGAUAUCAUCGAGUCUCUGCAAACUUAUUGACGUUCUUGUUAGUCAUGUCAAGAAAAUAAGCAGAGAAACAAUGUGGGAACAUAAACGUACAACUGUUGUACAAUUAAAAUUGUGGAUACAAGGGAAUGGUAGUCUUAUUGAAUUCCGUCUGUGAUGUCAUAGUGAAGUCCCCCUGGAACUUUUACAAGGCCUAUUUAAUUUCGGCAUGAAAGUAUGAGAAUAUUUAUGCAACGUUAAUUUCAUGUUGUCGUCACUGCUACAUUUUUCCUACAAUACUUUUUGAAUCACUGGCAUUUAAAGAUAACUUAUUGUCCAUAUAUUUGGGACAAUUAAAUUAUUUACUGUAAAUAAAUUGUACGUAUACAUAAAUAUAUUUCUAUGUACACAGGCUA
Cephus cinctus (wheat stem sawfly) is the source of this 2384-nucleotide messenger RNA. RefSeq names its product cytochrome b5 reductase 4. The coding region runs from base 350 to 1966 and encodes 538 amino acids. NCBI's taxonomy places the organism in Eukaryota, Metazoa, Arthropoda, Insecta, Hymenoptera, Cephidae. Gene Ontology annotation, biological process: superoxide metabolic process; generation of precursor metabolites and energy. The record is from RefSeq and is a predicted model, not a curated record. The transcript has 12 exons. Gene Ontology annotation, molecular function: heme binding; oxidoreductase activity. Gene Ontology annotation, cellular component: endoplasmic reticulum.